AUGGCAAUGGUUUUGCAUCCCGGGAUGCGUGGGUAUCGUGCCGACUCGCCGAGCCUUUCAUGUGGCAGUACUGAGAUUGACAAUCACAAUCGCAAUAACGACGAUGACGACGCAUUAUCCGCCACUCGAUGGCACAAUUGGCCUGACGAUGGCUUUCUCAGAACUCAGCUCCGGCACCAGACAAGCCAGCACCCCCUGGUCCCGUGA
This is a messenger RNA of Colletotrichum gloeosporioides, 207 nucleotides long. RefSeq lists its product as uncharacterized. The coding region runs from base 1 to 207 and encodes 68 amino acids. The record is from RefSeq and is a predicted model, not a curated record. The transcript has 2 exons. NCBI's taxonomy places the organism in Eukaryota, Fungi, Ascomycota, Sordariomycetes, Glomerellales, Glomerellaceae.